Drosophila hydei is the source of this 970-nucleotide messenger RNA. Its product is annotated as mitogen-activated protein kinase kinase kinase 7-like. The transcript is spliced from 6 exons. Gene Ontology annotation, biological process: protein phosphorylation. Lineage: Eukaryota; Metazoa; Arthropoda; Insecta; Diptera; Drosophilidae. Bases 29 to 898 code for a protein of 289 amino acids. Gene Ontology annotation, molecular function: protein tyrosine kinase activity; ATP binding. The record is from RefSeq and is a predicted model, not a curated record.
CAUAAUAAGUUUUUAUGUCAGUCAUUGUAUGGUCUUGGAGUCGAAAAUGUUUGAUCAAAGAAUAUUGGAUUCAUUGUACAAAUGUGAUAUCGAUGGCCACUGGGCUGAAAAAACAUGUAAAGUCGAGGAGAAAGAACACAAGAUCUACGCAAAAGCAUUAAAAAAAUUAUAUUCAGAUGACUCAGAAUUUUUGAAGGGGGUCGAAGAAUUAAAGGCCAUAGAACAUGAUAAUAUAUUAAAAAUUGACCUAUCAAAAGGAAAUAUACUGGUCAUGCAGUUUGCAGAGCUUGGCUCCCUGUAUAACUAUUUGCAUGGGUCGAACGUGUCCAUGCAAUUGUCCGAUAUAGUUCUAUUAAACUACAUGAAGCAAUGCGUCAUGGGUAUUAACGCCUUACAUAAAAAUAAAAUUCUGCAUCGCAAUCUGAGCACCCGCAAUCUAUUUCUCUUCGACGCAUAUUAUACAUUGAAGAUUCGCCUGGAUCCGACACAAAUAUAUCAAAUGAAGAUAUCGGCAUAUACGGCCCCAGAACUACUAAAACUUUCAUCACACUCGACCCUGAGCGAUGUAUACAGUUUUGGUAUUAUACUGUGGGAAACAAUGUCAGGGAAGAUACCUUUCGAAGGGAUGGCAAGUAAUGAAAUCGCAUGUUUGAUCUUAAAUGGCGGGCGACCCAGUCUGGAAAAUAUGAAGGCCUAUGACUUUAUUGAGACAAUAAAAACGUUGAUCGAGCAAUGUUGGGAUGAAGAUCCAAACAAGCGGCCCACAGUGAAUAUUUUAGAAUUAUUGCUCAGCUAUGAUUAUUGCAAGUUUAUAACGCUGCCGCCAAUUAUCAAGAGCGAUAAGACCCAAAAAUCAAUCGAUAACGACAACAACAGCAACAUCAUGGAGAAUAAAUAAAAGAACAAAUUAUUGGCUCGUCGCUCGCAUAGCAUUUAAAAUCAAUUUUUUUUAUUUUGGCGCCAAAGAGUC